Molecule: messenger RNA, 2331 nt
Organism: Prinia subflava (tawny-flanked prinia)
Lineage: Eukaryota; Metazoa; Chordata; Aves; Passeriformes; Cisticolidae
Product: collagen alpha-1(III) chain-like
Exons: 2
Coding region: 1-2331 (776 amino acids)
Source: RefSeq, a predicted model, not a curated record
AUGGUGAAGGGCUCCUGCAAUCCAGGUUUCGAACGGGACGGCGGCGGCUGUAGCAAUGUCGCGGCGCGGUGCUGCACGGCACGGCUCGGUGCGCCCGGAGCCCGUCCCCCGACCCAGUCCCGCUCCGCUCGCUGCCUGCCCUGUUUCUACUGGGCUGCCGCGGUCGCGCUGCCGUAUAUAUACAGCCGGCAGCGGGGCCGGGGAUCGCCCUCUAGUGUCCAGCCUCCUGCUGGGGAACCUUUGACCGCCGCGCAGCCGGUCCCAGCGCCCCGGUCGGGCACAGCCGACCUCCGCCCGCCCCCGGAGCUCCGCACCGCGGGGAGCGCGACCCGCACUCCCCGGCCCCCCUUUCCCCUCCAGCCCCCCGAGCUCGGCGGGCGCUGGGCGCUGGGUGCCUCCCGCCAGGGAAACUCGGCGCUGAUCAGAGGCCCGGGGAACGGCGCGGAGACUUUGCGCCCGCGCUGCCGGGGCUGCCCGGCGGGGCAGAGCGGCCAAACGCGGCCGGAGCAUUUCCACCGCCCGCUGCCGCUUCUGCGCCGACAGCUUCGGCCCGGCGCUCCCCGGCCGCGCUUCGCAGGUAGUCUCAAAGGUCCCCAUCCGCGCAUACUUGUACAUAUUUGGCCAGUGGGGAAUGUUCACCCCAUCGGGUUUGGGACCCAAGGCGCUGCCUCGCCGGCGGUGGUUACCUGCCGGCAGAGCCCUGUAGCCGGCGGGCUCGGAGCACCGCCCGGGGCCGCCCGCGCCGCGUUCCAGCGCGGCCCGGCUCCACCGGCGGCACCCGCGGGGCUCCCCGGUUACGGCGGGACCCGCGGAGCCCGGCCCCGAGCGCCGCCAGGCCCUGCCCGGGAUGGCGCCCGGCGGACAGGGGCGGAGAGCGGAGGGUGCCCGGCUCCGCUGCUCGGGGACGAUCGGCCGGGCCGCCCUGCCGCCAGGCGCGGAGGAGCUGCCCCGCCUGCACGGAACAGCCCGAGUCGGGUCACCUGCGGGCCGCUUCAUGCCCCGCACGAAUCGAGCAGGAGAUGCCAAUCAGUACAGACACACACCACCAUCAACUUCGAUGCCCAUGGGGCACUGGCGAGCUUCACCAGACUCACAGGACAUUCCGGCUCGGAAGAGACCCCCCGGGCUCAUGGAGCCCAGCCCUUACGCGAUCGAAGCUCCGGCUGUGCCAGGAACGGCGAGGCCCAGGCACACCGAAGCUGCGCUGUCCCUCCCGCCGGGCCCGGAACGAGCUCCGCGCUCUGCCCUGCGGGGACUGGGCCGGGAAACGCGGUUCGGCUUCUCCCGCUAGGGCUGCGGGAGGUGCCGGACCCUCCUGGAAGUGCGGGCGGGCUCCCGGUUCCACCGGCGCGGGGACGCGCCCGCCUCGCUCCCCGCCACCCUCGGGCCGGGCGGGGCGGCCUCUGGACACGGUGCCCGUCGGAGAGGGGCAGACGGCUCCCGGGGGCCCGGGCACAGCCGGCACAGCGACGCCAGCGAGCGCGAUUUCCUUCAGCGCGGCUGCAGCAGCGCAGGGACACAAACCCUGAGAGCGGCCGUGGCAAGGCCGCUCCUCCGGCCGUGCCGGGGCCCGGGCCGUGCCCACCUCCGGCCGUGCCGGGGCCCCGGCCGUGCCCACCUCCGGCCGUGCCGGGGCUGCAGCCGAGCCCGCGGGCGCGCGCUCCCCCGCCUCAGCCAGGCCGGGCCGCGGCCCCGCCCCGCGCGGGCGCUGAUUGGCCGAGCGCGCUGCCAAUCCCGCGGCGGUUGCAUCACCCGGGGGCGGGGCGGCUCGCGCGGUGUCGCAAUCGGCGCCGGCCGCACGCGCACGGUACCGAGCGCGGCCCGCCCGGCCCCUCCCGCCGCUCGCGCCGCUCAGGUAAGCGCGGGGGGCGCGCGCCGGGCCCGGGGGCCGUGGCCGCCCCCGCCCGCCGGGCCCGCACGGCAGCGCGUGAUGCAAUCGGCGGGCGGCCCCGGCGCCCUCCCCUCCCCUCCCCCGGUGAAGUCACGGCUUGGCAGCGCCGGGCACCCCCGCGCCCCGCUCGGACGGGGGAGGAGCAGCGCGGCCUCGGCGGGCGGGCGGGCGGCCCGGGCAGGGCGGCGGCGGCGGCGCCAUGGGCCCGCCGGGGAGGGCCGGGCCGGGCCGGUCCCGGCCCCCGUGGUCGGUCCCGGCCCGGGGGUGAGGACAGCGAGGCGGUGCCGGGGCGGCUCCGGGGGCGUUCGGCGGCGGGGCCGGGCGGCCGCUGGCGGCGCGGCCUGAGGGGCAGAGGGGAGCGCGGCCCGGAGCGCCCGCGGUGCCGCCCGCCCCGCGGAGCCGCUCCGCAGAGGUUUCGGGUCCCUCACGACUUUGUCUAG